Messenger RNA from Macadamia integrifolia, 925 nucleotides. Its product is annotated as inorganic pyrophosphatase 1-like. The transcript has 4 exons. Bases 93 to 893 code for a protein of 266 amino acids. NCBI's taxonomy places the organism in Eukaryota, Viridiplantae, Streptophyta, Magnoliopsida, Proteales, Proteaceae. The record is from RefSeq and is a predicted model, not a curated record. Gene Ontology annotation, molecular function: phosphatase activity.
AUAAAUACCCUGUGUCUGCCAUCUUCGACUUCAAAUUGUUUACAAGAUAAUAUUUUGGAAUUUCAUCCUGUAAUCAGUUUUCGAUCUUCAAAAUGGCCGGAAUUGUGUUGGUUUUCGACUUUGAUAAGACGAUUAUCGACUGCGAUAGCGAUAAUUGGGUGGUCGACGAAUUGGGUUUUACCCAGUUGUUCAAUGAGCUUUUGCCUACAAUGCCUUGGAACUCUCUCAUGGAUAGGAUGAUGAGAGAGCUUCACUCUCACGGGAUUACAAUUGAACAGAUCGAGGAGUGUUUGAAAAGGGCUCCUUUGCAUCCCCGGAUCAUUACCGCCAUUAAAUCAGCCCAUGCUCUUGGGUGUGAGUUGAGGAUUCUGAGCGAUGCGAAUCGAUUCUUUAUUGAAACAAUACUGAAACAUCAUGGGUUGAUGGAUUACUUCUCUGAGAUUAACACGAACCCAAGUUUCGUUGAUGAAGAAGGGAGGCUUAGGAUCACCCCUUACCAUGAUUUCACCUCCUCUCCUCAUUGCUGCAAUAACGACUGUCCUCCUAACAUGUGCAAGGGUCUGGUGAUUGAGAGGAUACAUACAUUUGCAGAAGGGAAGAAAAGAUUCAUCUAUCUGGGAGAUGGAAAGGGUGAUUACUGUCCAAGUCUGAAGCUUAAUGAAGGAGACAGAGUGAUGCCUAGGAAGAACUUCCCACUCUGGGAGAUGAUUUGCAGUAACCCAUUACUCAUCAAGGCAGAGAUUCAUGAAUGGAGCUAUGGAGAAGAGCUUGAAAGGGUACUAUUGCACUUGACCAACAUGAUCAUCAUUGAAGAGAGCAGCAAGGGUCAGUUUAUUUCUGGGGAUUGCAAGUUUGAGAUGUUAAGUUUGUCUCGAAUUCUUGACCCGUUUUGAAGAUUGACCUGAUCCGACAUAUUUUGGUGGCG